GGUAUAACAAUGUUCAAGGCCCGUGGCAAAUUAAUCGGAUUGGGCCCUUUUUUUCGCAAUAUAAAGUAGCUCAAUCAACGAUAAAGUUUUUUUUUUCAUUUUAUAAUAAAUAGGAUAAAGGAGGCUUUCUGUUAAUGACAUCAUGGAAGCUAAAAUUUCGGGCUAUGGAAUGGUCAAUGGAUAGAAUAUCUAAGUUGCGUAACUUUCCUUGUCCCAUAGAAUUUCUUAAAUAAGUUUUUAUCAAUUUUAGUUUUGAAAAUGAUCGUUCGAUUUUAGCCGUGGUCAUAGGAAUGGUUAAAAAUAACAAAAAUGCAGUGCAGACUGUUUAAAAAUAUUCCAUUGAAUGUGAACAUAGUGUUCAUAGAUUCAUAGGUAUUCGAGAGCUCAAUAAUGACUUCUUUCAUUCAUCGGGGAAGCCCCUAUUUUAGUUUUACCGGGAUUUAGUUCCAGUUUAAAUUUUUUGCAGUAGGAUUCUAAAAUUUUAUAACCCUGUCAUCGCCCCACAUAGAUAGCAAUUUUUAUGGACAGACCUAAUCUUCCCUUUAUUCGAGAUUUGGAAAUUAGUAGUAACGUAGCUGCAGGGGGGUCCACCGGUAUCAGCAAAAUUUUUAUAGUUGUCGAUGGAACAAAAACAAAAAUGUUUAAGAACCAAUUGUUUGAAACGACAGCAGUUGCUGGCAGUAGACUAAGUAGAUAUUUCAGAAUCCCAAUAAAUCGAACCGAUUCGAAAUAUGACAAUGGAGAAGCGAAAGCUGUAAAUGAAUUUAGUUGGUUGUCAUCUUUGCAUGUUUGAUAAUUAUUAGUAAAUUCUACAUACAUUCUACAUACAUACUCAUUUCUUAGACUCAAAAACCUCAAACUUUCCCUCUUUACUUUAUAAAACUCUUUACUACUAUUCAUGCGUUCAAUUUUUAUGUUCUUUAGCAGCCUCUGCAUUUCAUUUACAUCUUCACGGCUACCCUUCUAAGAGGUCAGCUUCUCUCAAUAUCCUUUCCACUAACCUCAUCACUGUAGAAGUACUCAAAUGCAGAUCUCUGGAUUCAUUGAUUUGAACUGCUGUUUCUGUGCCAAGUCGUCAAUCACUUUCAUUGAUAAAAUCAUAAUUCAUAAUUUGGAAAAUAUACUUGAAUAUAUGCUCUGAUUUCGCAUCUUUAGAGACCUAUAAUUCGAAUAAUGUUCAAGCAGCCAGCUAAGGUAUAAUUCACCAUGUUAUGGUCAGCUUUGUUUUUUCUUCAAAACACUAGGUAAACUAUAAUCUCAGAAAUGUUCGAGUAGGAGGCAAUUACUAAAAAACUUUUUAUUUUCUAAUCGCUCCACCACGAAGUCGCAGCUGACAGUUGCGGGUAUUCGGGAAACAGGAAUUUUCGAAUGAGACAGACUUAGCCAUGAAAACCUGUCACUGCUUCCUGGACUAUUAGAAAAACUAUUUUCUGCUUUGACAGUAGUUUCUUCAACUUCAUAUCGGCAAAUUUGGAAGUAGAUUACGAACGGUAGACGUGUACAAAUACAAAAUCUGAAUUAAAACAUUAAAUUUACUUUUCUCGCUACUCUUUUCCAAGGAAGUUACAGACCAAGUUAGUUAUGGACUAGAUUAUAUGACUACCUCUACAAUCAAAUAUUUUUUUCAUAUUAUGGGCCAUACCUCCAUUUCACGUGUAAUUUUAAAUUCUAUUCAUUUCAAUAAAUGGAUACAUUAUGAAAAAUUACAAUUUCCAUAUAGAUAAAAACAUCUACUCGUCCAAGACCGACAGUAUAAUAAUAAAACCCGUAGAUAUAAAGAUAAAUAAUAUUGUAGAUACAAACUUAUCAGAUUUUAGUUAUAUAAAAAUGCCUUCAAUUUUUUAUUAAGUUUCUGAAUGUUAGGACAUGUGAAAUACGACUUUUUUGAUGUACAAAAGAUAUCUCUUCCCACGCCAAAACCGUCACGUGCUUAUUGAUUUAAAAACUACCUUUACGUAUGCAUUUCAUGGUCUAUUUGGUAACUUUAACCACACAAUGCCAAUCUUAGACGAAAAUAUCACUUCCAUACAUCCAUUAUUUAUCUAUUCAGAAGUAAAAGACUGUAACUUUAUAGCUUUAAUAACUGUUGCUAUAGCAUUUUCUUGAGUAGGUACACUAUUGUUGCGGCUUCUUAUAUAAAGUAAUGUACCGUACGUGAACCAACUUCAUUUCAUAAUUCGAUAUGGUGCAAUCAUCUACAAAGGUAUUUUUAAAUUUCUUACUGUUACUAGUUCUUCAAGUGAUUCAUGGCCACGAAUACGCCUUCAUGGAAGAUAAACCUGUUAAUCCAAUUUACGAAGAAAACGAUAAUAAAGUGGAAGAACCUAAAUUUAAUAGAAGGAUAAGUAUAUUUUCUUCACCGGCAGACAUUUUUAAGAGGAGCUUUCGUUCAGCGGUAAGCACUGGAAUGGUUCCACUUUACAAAACUUCGAACGAAGGCCAAUGUUUCUGUAAUAUGAGAUUUCAACCAAUUGAUUUGGGAAGAGAAUAUUAUCCUAGGUAUCUUCAAACGGGUAUUUGUCAACCAAAUUCCUGUAACAAGUUUCAACAAUGCGUCGAAAAAAAGUACAAAAUUAAGGUAUUAAGAAAAAGAGAAAUCAAAGAUGGCGAGGAAUCGAUGUAUUCCAGCCUUCCUAAACCACUACGGGACUUUUGGGUAGCGGAAACUAUCCCCGUAGGAGUAGCUUGCGACUGCGUCGUCGAUGUGCCAUAUACUAAUAAUAUGUAAAUUUAAUAGAAAAUAUUUAAUCGUAUUCAAAAUAAAUUAUUGAUCUC
Molecule: messenger RNA, 2775 nt
Organism: Diorhabda carinulata
Lineage: Eukaryota; Metazoa; Arthropoda; Insecta; Coleoptera; Chrysomelidae
Product: prothoracicotropic hormone
Exons: 5
Coding region: 2183-2728 (181 amino acids)
Molecular function (GO): prothoracicotrophic hormone activity
Source: RefSeq, a predicted model, not a curated record